Molecule: messenger RNA, 1005 nt
Organism: Tripterygium wilfordii
Lineage: Eukaryota; Viridiplantae; Streptophyta; Magnoliopsida; Celastrales; Celastraceae
Exons: 5
Coding region: 102-578 (158 amino acids)
Cellular component (GO): nucleus
Molecular function (GO): RNA binding
Source: RefSeq, a predicted model, not a curated record
AAAACCGCCCCAGUGCCAGUCCACACUCAUAACCGCAUUCACAAAGCCUUUCACUUUAACAACAUUUCCCGCCUUUUGCAGAGAGAGAGAAAGAAUCGUCAAUGGAGGUUACCGCCGUGGCUCUUGUAAAGGAGAUUAAGGCUAUUGACGGAGGCAAGAACGCCAACGAUGACAACAAGCUUGUUGUUCUGGAGAUUUCUACGGAUGGAGAUCUAGAUGGAAAGAUCGCUUCUACUAUUGGUGCUGAGUCGGUUCAGAAGAAGAAGAAGAACCGAAUUCAAGUCUCUAACACCAAGAAACCCUUCCUCUUCUACUUGAAUCUUGCCAAGAAGUACAUCAAUCAAUACAAUGAUGUGGAGCUCUCUGCCUUGGGGAUGGCUAUUCCUACUGUUGUCACAAUUUCUGAGAUUCUGAAAGAAAAUGGACUGGCAACUCUGAAAAAGAUUGAGACCUCUACAAUUCCCUUAAAGGAUGAGGAUAAGGGCCGCCUGAUUACAAAGGCUAAGAUUGAAAUUGUGCUUGAAAAGGUUGCCGAGGAACUUGAGGAGCCCACUGGUGCAAUAGUAAGCUGCUGCUGAGGUCUCAAAUAGUUGUACUCCUACUGUCGUCUGAUGUUGAUCGAUAUGAUAGUUUUGUGGUCAUACUGCUCUCUGUUAAUAUCUGUUAAAGAUACAAUAAGCAAGCCAGUACAGUAAAACUGCUUAGUAGAUAUUGUAUAGAGUAAACCUAGGCAUCGAUGUGCUUUUCAUAUCACUCGCUUCUUCCGAGUGCUGUGUAGAUAUCUAACUUACUGCAUCUACUCAUGCACUGUAUCUGUUUGCUCAGCUCUUCUGUGUUUGCUGAGCACAUACAGUUCCUGUGAGUGCUGUUUUAGAUAUCAAAACUUUUACUACAUCAUGUCCAUACUCCAUUUGAACAUGUACUGCUUCAUUUUACUGAAUAAUAACCACCAUGCAUUUAGCCUCAUCAACUCUCUCUCACCCUCAGACACACACACACACAUGA